AUGGGUCUAGACGAUACGCCUGAACCUUCAGAGUCCACGGUUGAACCUCCGCCCAAUGCUCUGAGAUGGACUGACGAGCAUGACCCAGAGAACCCAACUUUCAUUGUCGGAUGGAACGCAACCACAGUCUCGGGGGCGGCUAUAGAGAUAGGCGAAUAUUUUGGUGUUAGUGAUCAGAGUUUCCCAAAUUCGUUCUGGCCCGUCACCGCAUGGACAACUGGUGCUGCUGUAGCGCCCAUGAUCGUGCUGCCGAUAAUGGAGGAUUUUGGCGUCCGUCCAGGAUAUAUGAUUUCAUAUUUGAUAUUUUCGAUUUUCGUCAUUCCGCAAGCUGUGGCUAAGUCUUUCGCGACAAUGAUCGCCACUCGCUUCUUUGCUGGCUGUUGCGCAGGAAUUCUACAGGACGGUACUGAUGGCAUUGUCGCUGACUUAUUCCCCAAUCCUGUGAGGCGGAGUCUACCAAUCAGUUGCUACGUGUUUGCCCUGCUUGCCGGAGUUACAAUUGGUCCAGUCAUCGGUGGUGCUGUCAACGAACACUUAUAUUGGAGAUGGAUCUUUUACAGCCAACUGUGCAUCUACUUUGGCUCCUUUCCAUUUAUAUUCCUCGCCAUGAAAGAAACGAGGGGUCCUGUCAUCCUGCGGCAACGAACCAAAAUUGCAUCUCACCAACAAGCCAAUGCCUCCGAACCAGAGAAACAACAAUAUCAUACAAAUAUUGUCCAAUUCUUGAAAGACAACAUUGUGCGACCUGCUUAUCUUCUUGUCACGGAGCCGGUCGUCUUCUUUUUUACCCUCUUGACGGCACUAUCCUACGGCAUUGUGUUUGUCUCAUCGCAGAGUGUCACCCAAGUCUUCAUGACGCUGUACGGAUGGCCAGAGCAUCAAACCGCCUACGUGCAAGCAGCAAUUGUGGUCGGCGAGUUUCUUGGCCUCCUCAUAUGUUUGUACCAGAACUACCUGUUCGAGAAGGCAUUUCGACCUGAAAGCCGCACACCUAGGUCUCGACUUCCAGAAGUUCGCCUGUACAUGAGCAUUCCCGGUUCUUUCAUCGGACUGGCCGGCGGACUUUUUUGGUACGGCUGGACAAGCUAUAGCUCAUUGCAUUGGAUCUUGCCGGUUAUCGGACUGGCUCUUACUGGCAUUGGCAGCAUGGUCGUCAUGCAGGCUGUCAUGAUGUAUCUCACCGAUGCUUACGCGAAGUAUGCUGCAAGCGCAAGCGCUGCUGCUUGUGCGGGAGAAAACAUCUUUGCCGCUUUCUUGCCUUUGGCUGCUCAGUCAAUGUAUACCAACCUGGGUUUUCAGUGGGCCAGCAGCGUUUUGGCAUUUAUUGCAUUUACUUUGAGCUUUGCUCCUAUAGUACUCAUUUUCUAUGGGGAGACAAUCAGGAAAUGGAGUCCAUUCAUGUCUCAAGCAACAUAUGACUGA
This is a messenger RNA of Cladophialophora bantiana CBS 173.52, 1422 nucleotides long. RefSeq lists its product as uncharacterized. Lineage: Eukaryota; Fungi; Ascomycota; Eurotiomycetes; Chaetothyriales; Herpotrichiellaceae. The coding region runs from base 1 to 1422 and encodes 473 amino acids. The record is from RefSeq and is a predicted model, not a curated record. Gene Ontology annotation, molecular function: transmembrane transporter activity. The transcript has 4 exons. Gene Ontology annotation, biological process: transmembrane transport.